Rotaria sp. Silwood1 is the source of this 1710-nucleotide messenger RNA. The record is from the annotation of a GenBank genome assembly. NCBI's taxonomy places the organism in Eukaryota, Metazoa, Rotifera, Eurotatoria, Philodinida, Philodinidae.
GAUUGAGCUAAAAAUUUAGACUUAGUAGUUUCAGACAUUGUUCUUUCGAAUGCACACAAAAAAUCAAAAAUUUAUAUUUUGACGAGUGCUUCAAAUCUUCGAUGGUGUCAUGGACCUUCUCUUAAUAUUCUUUAUGUCAAAUUUAUUUUUGAUUACAUAUUAUAUCUAUAUGAUAUAAGGAAAAAAAGAAUGUGAUUUACAUAAGUCUACUAAGAUUAACGAAUUGAAAAUUAUUUUAUUAUCAUUUCGAGAAAUAUAUUCGUAAGACAACUAUUUAAUGUUUAGGACUUUUAUAAUUUCACAAUAUUUCAGUACACAUUUAUAAGCAAACGAAAAUUUUUCAUGGAGAAGAUGACUGGAUAUCCAUUCGCAAUGUCUCAAAGAAGUGUUUCAAUAUUUAAUACUAUAGGCAAUUAGUGAUUGAUUUUCCUACUUAGAUCUAUUGUAUAUUCCAUCGCUAAGAAGGAUUAUUCAAUAAAUCUGAACCAAAUACAAAAAAAAAAAGAUGAAUGUUGCCAAUAUGGGUCACAAGUUUGCAAAACUCAUUGUUUUUAUCAAUCAAAGUGAAUUAGGAUUGUGGUUCUUUCAUUAAGUCCAUAUAACAAAGAAAACAUAAAACUAUGUAGUUGUCAAUAUAGACUUGUUUUUUUCGUUUUAUCAAUCUCAUUUAUAUACAUUUCGAUAGGCAGGAAUAGUUUUUGAACAACUCAAGAAUGAAAGCAGCUAAUAAUUUUCGAUUUUCACUAUUUCAAGUGAUUGAUUAAGUGAGCAUUUAUACGAAGUUUUGAACUAACGCACUUUAAGAAAGUUUUUUUCAUUAGUUUUUGGAUUUCAAUAAAAUUAUUCUUUACUAAUCUAUGUAAUAUCAAUUCAUUAAAACACGUCAUUUAAAAUUUAUAAGGGCCUUCCUAGUAUCUCUAGUUUCUUCUGAUAUACAUUUUAUAUCCUGAAAGUAAUUCUUCAGAGAAGCAAUUGAUCAUUCUGAGUUAAAUGGUGAUGUUCAUUUUCGAUUUUCAAGUGAUCUGAAUUCAUUAUAUAGAAGAUUUGUGAAAUUUGAAAUUUUUCCAAUAAAUCAUCUAAACAGUCCAAAACCAAAAAUCUUUAUUUAUAAAAUUCGAAUCACUUUGAAAUCAAAACUGAAAAUCAUUAGCGAACUCAAAAUCAUCAAAUAUCCUUUUGAAAAAUUAUUUUCACUAUUGAAGCGUCAAUUGAUCGAUAUCAAGACUUUCAGGAAGAAGCCUUUCCAAAGUGAUAUUCAAAAACUUGUACAGAUGCUCACCUCAUCAAUCAAUGAAGAAUUUAAUUAAAUUCUGAGAUAUCUUUAUUUUUUCGCAUGAUGAAGACCAGAGAUCACUAGCUGGUUAUUCUUCUCAAAUUAUUCAAAAAAUAAAAAUGAAUGAGACUAUAUGAAAAGACUAGUUUCUGAUCUCGUUCUCAAGAAUUCAUACAGAUUCAAUACAAUUAAUUUAAAAAAUUGUUUUUUUUUUGUUCAUAUGAUAUUAAACUAUUUGUUAUUUCACAGUUGUUGCUGCCGAUGGUUUUACAUAUGAACGAGAAGCUAUUACUAAAUGGUUUGAAACUUCAAAUCGUAGUCCAAUGACAAAUGAAAUACUUGAUAAUCUUGAAUUAAAACCAAAUUAUGCGAUUAAAUCAAUUCUACAGUCGCUUCAAGGUGCUAAUACAAUGUCUACAAAAUCUGACAAAAAAUGA